Molecule: messenger RNA, 2333 nt
Organism: Portunus trituberculatus (swimming crab)
Lineage: Eukaryota; Metazoa; Arthropoda; Malacostraca; Decapoda; Portunidae
Product: fructose-bisphosphate aldolase-like
Exons: 7
Coding region: 196-1293 (365 amino acids)
Biological process (GO): glycolytic process; fructose 1,6-bisphosphate metabolic process
Cellular component (GO): cytosol
Molecular function (GO): fructose-bisphosphate aldolase activity
Source: RefSeq, a predicted model, not a curated record
CACUUAUAUUGCUGAGAUAGUAUACUUGUACAUGGGCGUGCACUCAUCAUAUAGGAACUUGUUAGAUUAUCUCUCUAGAGUGAUUAAAAGAGUUAAAAAGCGUAAUUUCCACUGAUGCAUACUAGAAAUGUUUGAGAAAAGUCACCGGGAAGUUUGAGAACGAUUCCAACGCAAGUGGCUCCCAACAGAUCCACCAUGACCACCUACUUCUCCUACCCCGAUGAGGCCCUGCAGCAGGAGCUGCGCAGGAUUGCCAAUGCCAUCACUGCCAAGGGCAAGGGCAUCUUGGCUGCUGAUGAGUCUGUGUCAACUAUGGGUAAACGUCUUGCAGAUGUUGGAGUAGAAAACACUGAAGAAAACCGCCGCAAGUACCGCCAGCUCCUCUUCACUUCUGACAAGUCUAUUUCUGAAUACAUCUCUGGAGUGAUCCUCUUCCAUGAGACUGUAUACCAGAAGAGUGAUGAUGGCACCCCAUUUGUUAAACUCAUCAAGGAGAAGGGCAUCAUUCCUGGCAUCAAGGUGGACAAAGGUGUGGUGCCGCUGAUGGGGUCUGAGGGCGAGAGCACCACCCAGGGCCUGGAUGAUCUGUCCCAGCGUUGUGCCCAGUACAAGAAGGACGGUUGUGAUUUCGCCAAAUGGCGCUGUGUCCUCAAGAUUGGCAAGAACACUCCCAGCUACCAAGGCAUGUUGGAGAAUGCCAAUGUCUUGGCCCGCUAUGCCUCCAUCUGCCAGAUGAACGGCCUCGUUCCCAUUGUGGAGCCUGAGGUUCUUCCUGAUGGUGAACAUGACCUGGACCGAGCACAGAAGGUUACUGAGACAGUGCUGGCCUUCGUGUACAAGGCACUCAACGACCACCACGUCUUCCUGGAGGGCACUCUGCUCAAGCCCAACAUGGUGACUGCUGGCCAGUCUUGCUCUAAGAAGUACUCUCCUGAUGAGGUUGCCAAGGCUACAGUGGUUGCUCUGUCCCGCACCAUGCCUGCAGCUGUUCCUGGCGUCACCUUCCUGUCUGGUGGCCAGUCUGAGGAAGAAGCCUCAGUGCACUUGGAUGCCAUCAACAAGUGUGUGGUGGCCAAAAAGCCAUGGGCCCUCACCUUCAGCUAUGGUCGUGCUCUUCAGGCCUCUGUACUCAGGGCAUGGGGUGGCAAGGAUGAGAACGUGAAGGCUGGACAAGAGGAACUAAUGAAGCGUGCCAAGGCCAACAGCAAUGCUGCCCAGGGUACCUACGAGUGGGGCUCCUGCAAGGGCUUUGCUGGUGACACUGGACUCUUCAUCAAGGACCAUGCCUACUAAGGUGUUACUCCCAGUGGCUCUGUACCGGUAUAUCUCGAAAGUAUAUUUUCACAUGUAAAGUUAUAUUGAAUUACCUGAUCAUCUAAACAUGUUGUUGCAGUUUUGUGCUAUAUUUUGAUUUGUCAGAAUUUGCUAAAAUUAUUAGUAGGAGUACAAAAAAGAUCUAAGCACAUCAUGAAAAAUAAGGGUAUAAUUUUUUUUCUUUUUGAAAGGUGAAAAUAACAGCAUUAUUUUCUCCUUUCCAUGGUUAUCUGAUCACUUAGCUGCAUUCAGCAUGUGUACUAGCUUCUAAUAUAUUCCUUUAAAAAGGCUCAGAGAUCUUAAUAAAACUUGCAUAACCUGGAACUUUGUGUCCUAAGGCAAUUAAAGAAGAAAUAGGGGUGAAUCUCUGAACCUCUUAGAGCUAGUCAGUCAGUCCCUUGCAAGAAUAUUAUCACAUAAAAACCACAACCAUGUAUUGUUCACCAUAUACCCCAUAGACAUGUGAUGUUAAUUUUGCUGAGGGCAGUGUUAGAGGCAGGCUAAAAGACAAAACACCUGCUGUUUCUUGUUGAUGAAAUGGCAUUAAAUGCGAUAAGAAUGAUGUACAUUUGUAUAUUAAUCUGGAACAUACUAUGUUACAAUUUAAAAUGUUAACUACUUCACCUUAAAAUAGAAAAUUUACAGUAUUUAUUAUCAAAAGUGACUUAUGAAGUAAUCAAAAAAAAAAAGAUUAUGAAAAUGCAUAAUUUCUUACAUCGAGAUACUGAAAGAAUAUUAGUUUUUACUACUUUACAAACACACACAUACAUACAUACAUUUACAUACAUACUUUUUCAUAGUUACAUUUUAUUUUAGACAUGGUCAAAAUCAGUGAAAUAUGUUCUUUCUUCCUUGGUUGACAUGCAGUAUGUAUGAUGAAAGCAUACCAGACUCGUUCAGUAAUAAAUACUGAUAUUUUCUUGUGCUGUUUGAAUUAUUUGUUUUGGAAGACGAGUGAUGUGUAUACUGAUGGACGAGGUUUGUGAAUGUAACAGUUAUAUAAAGUGGUAAGAGGCUUU